Messenger RNA from Caenorhabditis remanei, 213 nucleotides. RefSeq lists its product as uncharacterized. The record is from RefSeq and is a predicted model, not a curated record. Bases 1 to 213 code for a protein of 70 amino acids. NCBI's taxonomy places the organism in Eukaryota, Metazoa, Nematoda, Chromadorea, Rhabditida, Rhabditidae. The transcript has a single exon.
AUGUCCAAAAAUCGAAAAAACUUACCAGCUUCCGAAAUCGAAUCCAUCGAAUUUCCGUUGGCGUGUCCGUGUGGUGUUUCACCUGACAAGGGUGUCGAAUCCUGUCUUAGACCACCUGAUGAACAUGUUGAUGGACUACUGACGGCUAUGGGUAAUAGCGUCUGGGAGGCUCCAGCCGUCGAGUGGAGCGUCCCGCCGUUCACUAAAGGGUGA